CCGCCAUCGCCAUGCGAAUGCUGGCGAUGAUGCACGACGCCGAGCGCCGGCGGGAGGAGCACGAGCACGGGCGCGCGGGCCUGCGCAGUCCGCUGGCCAGCGGCGCGCCGGACAAGGCGGGCGCGGAGGGCGUCCUGGACGACGAGCUGGACGACGACGAGCUGGACGAGGACGACGAGGACGACGCGGACGUGCGCGAGCUGGACCCCGUGGACGGCUUCCCGAGCCCGCCCACGCGCGCGCGCUCGCGCCGGCGCUUUGUCAAGCCCGCGCAGACCACGUACGCGCUGUCCUUCUCGCGGCGUCACGCGCUGGCGCGCCGCGGCCGCGCCAAGGCCCAGAGCGACGACGCGCACGACCGCGGCGGCCGCAACGAGUGCCGGCCGGCGCUGCCCGGUGGCGCCGCGUCCGUGUCGUCGCUCUCGAGCGUGCUGACCGAGGUCAUGACCGGCAAGACCACGGCGCUCAACAACAUCGUGGACACGACGCCGCCGCAGCCCGACGUGUCGUACGUGGUGCGCACGGCGGCGGACGGCACGCCGUACGUGGCCGCGUCCGACGGCUCCAAGUACUUCGAGAACUCGACCAUCGGCCAGAUCUUCCUCAAGCCGGCGCCCAACCAGGCGGGCGCGAGCUCGCGCGGCCGGCGCUCGGACCUCGACUUCCUGCAGUCCGGCGGCUGGCGUCAUCAACAACAGCAGCAACUGCAGCAGCAGCAGCCGACGCGGCGCUCAGACUUUGUGGGCGCUGAAGUCGCUAGCUCUACGUCAGCACAGGGCGUGGACGUGGACGCCAAGAAGGGCUCCAAGCCGCUGCUCGGGUUCAAGGGCUUCCACAUCGGCAAGAAGAAGGAGAAAAAGAACUCGGCCAGUGACUUGAACGCCGUGCGCGAACAGGAGCAGGAGCAGAUGCAGGAACAGGAACAGCGUGUUGACAACGAGUUCCCGAUGCUGGACCCGGACCAGGUGGACCGAAGCCGCGGGGACUCGAGCUGGGAGGCGCCCGCGGUGAAGAUCAAUGUGCGACAGGAGACGCAAGCGCAGGAGGCGUCGGCAAUGAAGCUGCUGGACUCGACCGGCAUGCAGGCUGCCCAUCAAGCGAACGCAGGCAUGCACGCCGGCUCGGCUUCCAGCAGCGACAGCGGCAGUAACUCGCUCAGCUCGUCUAGCUCAACAAAUUCCGGUGCUGCAGCGACCACGACGUCGAAGCUGCCUCGACUGCAGCCGAAGAAGGACCUGCCGGCGCCACCGCUGGCGUUUGAUGCGUACGAUGAAGAGGACAACCCGCUGUGUCGGUCGUUCCAGAACGUGCGUGACGUGGAUUUGAUCAGGUCAAAGUCGGAUGAAUUCGAAGACGAUGAAGAUCACGAGCAGGCUCACGACGAAGAGCACGGAGAAGCAGCAGCAGCAGCGGCGGCUGCUGGUGUGGAUGAAGACUUCCCUGAUGUAGAUUCGCCUGACUUCGCCGGCCGUGUACGUGUGUCAUCGGGCGCAACCAGCGUGGCGGAGUUUGUGGGUGGAUUCAAGGGACAGCUCUCCCGGCGGUCUGGUAGCAGUGGCCUGGUGAAUCGCAAGCGCGCCGUGCGGCAUGCACGCUUGACGGCGGAGGAGCAGAAGGCGGCGGAUCUUGCGCGGAAAAUCCGCGACGCUCGGAACAGAAUCCCGCUCGAGUUCAGGGAUGAGUACAUGUCCCUCGCAGCGCUACACGAGCUUCAGAAGAAGAAGAAGAAGCGAGCUCUCGGUCGGCACGUCCGCUUUAACCCGGAAGUGCAGUGCCGAGAGUUUGAGGUCGAGUCGGAGGAUGAGGACGACGGCUACGAUAGUCCGGAUGAGAUUGUGGACGCUGUGCAACUGGUGAGCAAGCGCGAUGUGGUUCACGCGGAGGACGUCGUUGCAGACAGCGUGGAGGCCAUGGCCUACGGCUUCGACGCUCCACGUCUGUCAAGUCUCGACUCAGAUGACGAUGGGAACGGAAGUUUUUCUAGCAGCCCCAUGACGUUCUCACAGCCUAGCAAGGACUCGAGGAUGUCGUUCUCCGAUCUGUGA
Messenger RNA from Phytophthora sojae, 2045 nucleotides. RefSeq lists its product as hypothetical. Lineage: Eukaryota; Oomycota; Peronosporomycetes; Peronosporales; Peronosporaceae. The coding region runs from base 12 to 2045 and encodes 677 amino acids. The transcript has a single exon. The record is from RefSeq and is a predicted model, not a curated record.